AUGCCAAUUUAAUUUACAAAAGGCAAAAUCUUUAUUUUUGAGUUUUUAGAAACCUUUAAAUUCACAAAAUUUUUUAAAAUUGGUGAUGAAGGUGCAUCAUAUUCUAAUGAAAUUGGUGAAGAAAGUGCAUCAGGCUUAGGUUCUGCUUUAGCAAAGUGCAUUAAUCUCUCAAAUUUGACACUUGAGAUUUAGUGCAAUUAAAUUGGUAAAAAGGGUGCAUCCAGCUUAGUUUCUGGUUUAGAAAAGUGCAUUAAUCUCUCAAAUUUGACACUUGAGUUUUAUUCUAAUUAAAUUGGUGACGAAGGUGCAUCAGGCUUAGGUUUUGGUUUAGUAAAUUGCAUUAAACUCUCAAAUUUGAUACUUGGUCUUUCUUCUAAUUAAAUUGGUGACAAAGGUGCAUCAGGCUUAGGUUUUGGUUUAGCAAAAUGCAUUAAUCUCUCAAAUUUGACAAUUAACUUAGAUUAUAACUAAAUUGGUUAUAUAGGUGCAUCAGGCUUAGGUUUUGGUUUAGCAAAAUGCAUUAAUCUCUCAAAUUUGACAAUUAACUUUGAGCGCAAUUAAAUUGGUGACGAAGGUGCAUCAGGCUUAGGUUCUGGUUUAACAAAAUGCAUUAAUCUCUCAAAUUUGACACUUAAACUUCAUUAUAACUAAAUUGGUUAUCUAGGUGCAUCAGGCUUAGGUUUUGGUUUAGAAAAGUGCAUUAAUCUCUCAAAUUUGACACUUGAGUUUUAUUCUAAUUAAAUUGGUGACAAAGGUGUCUCAGGCUUAUGUUCUGGUUUAACAAAGUGCAUUAAUCUCUCAAAUUUGACACUUGAUUUGAGUUAUAACUAAAUUGGUUAUCUAGGUGCAUCAGGCUUAGGUUUUGGUUUAGAAAAGUGCAUUAAUCUCUCAAAUUUGACACUUGAUUUGAGUUAUAACUAAAUUGGUUAUCUAGGUGCAUCAGGCUUAGCUUUUCGUUUAUCAAAAUGCAUUAAUCUCUCAAAUUUGGCACUUAACUUAAAGUAAAAACAGUUUUUUUGA
Tetrahymena thermophila SB210 is the source of this 1020-nucleotide messenger RNA. RefSeq lists its product as hypothetical. Gene Ontology annotation, biological process: activation of GTPase activity; nucleocytoplasmic transport. The record is from RefSeq and is a predicted model, not a curated record. Gene Ontology annotation, molecular function: GTPase activator activity; small GTPase binding. The transcript is spliced from 13 exons. Lineage: Eukaryota; Ciliophora; Oligohymenophorea; Hymenostomatida; Tetrahymenidae. Gene Ontology annotation, cellular component: nucleus; cytosol; perinuclear region of cytoplasm.